AUGGUGCGUGGGAUUCGGAGUGUGGGUCCAUCAGAAGAAGAAACACAAGUGAUACGCUUUCUCAACCCCCUUACAAUCAUAAGUGGACCCAAUGGAAGUGGAAAAACUACACUGAUUGAAGCUUUAAAUUAUAUAACCACGGGGGCAUUACCGGCUGGGAAGUUGGCUUCCUUUGUUCACAGUUUGGAGGUAUACUUUAAGGCUUCUCAUAAAGCUCGUAUCGAUGGUAUGGUCAAAUUGCAAUUCACAGACUCCAAAGGUCGAGUAUGCGUUGCUACGAAACGGGUAAAUGCAACCCUUAAAAAG
Molecule: messenger RNA, 306 nt
Organism: Strongylus vulgaris
Lineage: Eukaryota; Metazoa; Nematoda; Chromadorea; Rhabditida; Strongylidae
Source: the annotation of a GenBank genome assembly